GGCGGUAAUGCACCAAAUAGCGAGGUUGCCAGCCAAUUACUAGAAAGACGAAUAAGAAAAAGAAGACGAAGAACAACUUAAACCGGGAGAAUCCGAUUUGAACGACGCAGCAGAAAACACAACUUGAAGUGAGGACGUGCAACUGUUUUAUUACUUUAUACCAGACCAAAACUUUUACGGUCCAUUUGAUCUGUUCCACAGUCGGGUGCUGUUUUUUUUUUUUUAUGACGACAAAAAUGAGUGACAUGGAGACUAUCAACCACCACAUUAACGACAGGAUUUCGUCCAUCCAACGCGUGUUGGAUCUGUCAGUUGCAGAGGUGCCUGAAACUAAAAUGAAAAAACUUGGACAAGAACUUCUUGCGCUGGAGAGUCUUCUGGAAGAAAUUGAGAAACAUGUUGGCCGUCAGAAAGACGAACUAAAUUGCUUGAAGGAACUUGAACGGUUAUUCGAAAAAGACUUGGAGAGUCUCCAGCACCUUAAGGACAAUAUACCUGCCCAUAUCGCCAAGAACAAAUGUCCUGAAAUAGAAAAAGAGCCUUCCACCAACCAGGGCCAGGCAGCAAAUUUGGAACCUGUCAAGCUCGACGUUGUCAAAAACAACACCAAGCGUUACGUCAAAGAGAUGGACUUCAUCACUGUGGAUGAGUUUGAACGCAUACCCCAGUAUAUGAAAGGACGGGUGUCAUACGAGCAAAUCAAUGCAGCAGUGCAGAACAUUAAUACAGCUGUGGAAGCCAAGUAUACAAUCGUCCACCAACCUGUGAAAACUCUAAAAAACAACGCACGCAAGCUGCGCCAGCGCUUCAAGGAUCAGGAGACUAAAGAAACCAAAGGUACAGAGAAAUAUAAAGAAUGCGGUCAACAAUGUAAUUCUGUAUGUUAUGUAUAACGUGCUUAGUAGUAU
Nerophis ophidion (straightnose pipefish) is the source of this 908-nucleotide messenger RNA. RefSeq names its product spindle and kinetochore-associated protein 1-like. NCBI's taxonomy places the organism in Eukaryota, Metazoa, Chordata, Actinopteri, Syngnathiformes, Syngnathidae. The coding region runs from base 225 to 893 and encodes 222 amino acids. The record is from RefSeq and is a predicted model, not a curated record. Gene Ontology annotation, molecular function: microtubule binding. Gene Ontology annotation, cellular component: spindle microtubule; mitotic spindle; outer kinetochore. The transcript is spliced from 6 exons. Gene Ontology annotation, biological process: mitotic cell cycle; chromosome segregation; regulation of microtubule polymerization or depolymerization.